This is a messenger RNA of Symbiodinium natans, 1674 nucleotides long. Lineage: Eukaryota; Dinophyceae; Suessiales; Symbiodiniaceae. The record is from the annotation of a GenBank genome assembly.
AUGGCGCAUGGCUAUGCCAAGGCGGAGGUCGGCCGCGGCAGCGUCAUCUCAUCUCCCGUUCCUGCGGUGGGUGCAGCUGCUGAGGUGUUCAGCAGCACCUCGAACCAGUGGGAACAAUGCAAGGUGAUUCGUGUGGAGGACAACAUUGCCACUGUUGCUUACCAACGUGGCCGAGACCAUGUGCAGAAGGCCCUGCCGCUGGGCCACCCGCAGCUGAGGCUCGGGAGCGCGAUGCCGGCGCCAGCGCCGGCAGCACUUCCAGCCAUGAGUCUCCGUCCCGUUUGCCGUGAAGGCGCCAAGUGCAAGGCUCGACAGGAUCCUCGGCACCUUGAAGCUUGGAGCCAUCCUUUCGACCCAGACUACCGGCGCAGCUGCGAGAGGGAAGGGCUCCAGCCCUUCCUGCCGACACUGCACCUUCUGUUCGGAUGGGUGGACGCCGAUGGCUCGGGGAAGAUCUCCAGGUCCGAGUUGGAACAGGCGCUUCCCCUCCUUGAGCGGCUUCAAGGAGAGAGGCUCAUGCUCACGGAGGAAUCCUGGGAGCAGUUGGACGAGGAUGGGAAUGGAGCUGUGAACUUUUCUGAGUUUGCACAGUGGGCCGGGCCACGAUUGGGCCUUCCUUUGGGCGUCGACCAUCUCUUUGCCGACCAACUGCCACCCUGCGGGAUCAUCGGCUGCCCUUGCCCAGGUUUCCGCCUCGACGAGCGAGCCGCGCUUUUUGAGAUGUUUGGUGAGAAAAAGAAGAAGAAGGACAAAAAAGCCAAGAAGGAGAAGAAGCACAAGAGGGAUUGGGAAGAAUGUAUGUGCCGCGAGGUGGAUGUCGGUCCUCAGAGAAUCCAAGAGCGACUCGACAGCUGCGCUUGUGGACACAAGAAGAUGGUCCACCGCCUGGGUGCCUCGCGGGAAAUGAGGUCAGUGCCACUACCACAGCACUGGGUGCAACCGCCAGCCGAGAUGUCAGCAUCCAAAGGAGCACCCAUCAUUCCGCUGCCUCCAGAUCACUGCCAGCUGCUUCAGCGCCUGCUCGACAGCACUUACAGCAACGUGUGGACCCGUGAUCGAAAGCGCCAUCACCCUGACAACCCGAAUGUGCCUCGCGGCUUUCGCGUGGUGCGGGCAUACCGUGCGCAGAACUUCAAGAAUUGGCAAGAGUACGCCGUGCGGCGAGCCGAGCUGCUCAAGGAUGCCAAAGACAGAGCCAUCCAGCACUACGACGUGCAGUCCAGUGCAGAAUGGGCGAGCUACACCCACGCGUGUGGCAUCGAGCCGCUUCAACGGGCGUGCAAUGAGUGGGUGCUUUUCCACGGCACCGCUCCACCAGCGGCGCUGGAGAUUUGUCGGAGCGACUUCCGCAUCAGCCUGGCUGGUGACAAGACGGGGACACUGUACGGCCGCGGCACCUAUUUCGCGGAGUCGAUCACCAAAGCUGACGAGUAUGCAAAGGCCGCAGAUGGCGAGUACGCGAUGCUGCUGGUGCGAGCAUUGGGCGGCCGUGUGCGAUACUGUGAUGAAGUGGAACCAGAUGCAGAGGACCUCACGCGAAGCUGCAUCGAGGGGCCGUACGAUUGCGUGUUGGGCGACCGGAAGAAGUGCCGGGGCACGUAUCGGGAGUUCGUCUUCUUCGACACAGAGAACCUCUUUCCGGAGUACAUCGUAAUCUACAGCCGGCAGUACUAG